AAAAUAAUUGAACUCAAUCUGUCGAAUUUUAUUUACUAAAACAAAAAAUUUUCAAGUAUUUACAUCAUAAUAAAUUUAAAAAUCAUUCUAUUAAACAAGGACUAUUGACAUUAUUAAUAAUAAACGACUUUAUUUACAUAUAAGAAAGAGCGUCUGUGCAGGAAUAUUUCGGACUUCGAAGCAGUGCUUAAUAAAAACAACAAAACACAAUAUUUAACCAAAGCUGGCUACUUAAAUAACUAUUAACUAAACAUUUGUAUUAUUAAAACUGCAAUAAAGUAUUAUAGAUCGGCUUUAAAUUUGUGAACACAGUUCAGCGAUACGAAAGCCGAAGAACGAUUUAAAGCAUACACGCUACGAUGACGAAACCCUUUUAUAAUCAUAUCUCCUUUUUGAUUCUGUGCGCAACAUUCACAAUAAGUCUUUGCGCUUCAAACGACCCCUAUGCUAUUUUAGGACUAAAUAAGAUUGCUAAUGCACAAGAAAUUAGAAAAGCAUACAAACAGUUGGCAAAAGAAUGGCAUCCAGAUAAAAUACAACGGGAUGGCGAUUCCGAAAAGUUUGUUCAAAUAAAAUUAGCCUAUGAACUCUUAAGUGACACUGAUCGACGACGAGUUUUUGACCAGCAUGGAGUAACCGAUGAAGAUUCUCAUUAUCUAGAAAAAAAAUAUGAUUACACUGGAUAUAAUCGUUUUUCAUUAGAUCAAAAUGAUGAUCCUUUUGGCAACAGAUUUAUUAUUGAUCGGAACAUUGUACUUUACCAUAAACUAUCUGUAACGUCCAAUUAUUUUGAGAAGACAAUAUUACCAAACAGUGAAAAAAAAGCGCAAGUUGUAAUGUUUUACAGUGAUUGGUGCUUUAAAUGCUCUCGACUAGUUGGAGCCUUCGAAAAGAUAAGAGAUUUACUAGAACCUUUAGGUAUAUCCUUUGCAACAGUCAAUGCUGCACAUGAAAAGUCAACAUUUCGUAAAACUGGCGCAAGUGAGGUUCCUCAACUAGUUCUCAUUUUGGAUAACCAGUUCUUCCUUUAUCGGGAUCACACACUUACACCGCAAAAAUUUGUUGAAUUUAUACGUAAAAAGUUACCAUUUAAAAUUAUCCACCGUGUCGCUAAUGACAAUAUAAAUGAUUUUCUUGGCGGAUGGAUGGACAACAGAGUAAGAGCUCUAAUUUUUGAACCACGCAGUUUGAUUAGGCUCCGAUAUCUACUAACCGCCUUUGAAUUCUACGACCGCGUCGCUUUUGGAUUUGUUAAUAUGAAUAGUACGCGAGUAAGUAACAUAAUUGCUCGCUUGAAAGUGAACACGAGCUUGGACACUAUUCUUUUAUUUAAUGAAGACUCAAGAAGCUACACAGCAAGUAUUUGUAUGCCGGACAUCCCUAUUCGCACACUAAUAGAUGUGGUUUCUACCAAUCAAUUCUUGGUUUUACCUAGACUAUCAUCACAGGCCAUGUUAGAAAGUGUUUGCCCAACUGAAUGGAACCGUCCAAGGAAACGAUUGUGUGUGAUUCUUAUAACUGAUAAGAAUAAAAAAAACGAUUUUGCUAGAGUCGCCUUUAGAGAUAUUGCUUUGAAUAGUCGAUAUAGUACAACAAGAGUUCGUUUUGCUUAUAUGUUUAAGGAAAGCCAAACAGAGUUUGUUCAAGCAAUUUCCAAAGGAUCCAUGGAAGGUCUUCUAAAAAUUGUCAUUAUUUGGCGACGAGAUGCUAAUCUUAUAAAAUACGAAUGGGUCUGUGGAGCAUAUCAGAAUACGAAUAUUGUACCUGAAAGUCUUAUCAAUUCGACUAAAAUCGAAAUUUUCGACACCGUGAAACGGCUUUUAAAAUCUUCAGAAGCCUUAAAUUAUGAAGCCUUUGUGCAGAAAUUAAUUAAUGAGCACUCUCAAGGAACUUUAACAAAAUGGAUUUCCCGAUUCUUAUAUUUAGUGGAUUACCUAUUUGACAAUAUCGAAGAAGAGACUCUUCUUGCAGCAUUUUCGCUUUUGGGUACAAUCGGACUUAUGUUUGCCAUUGGAUAUACAUUAAUCUACUUUGUAAGGGCUGAAGAGGAAAAUCUUAAGGCACAAGGUCAUAUUACUGAAAGUCGAGACCAUCACAAUAAUAAUCUCAUCCCGGAACUAAAGCUAUACGAACUAAGAGCUGAAAAAUAUAACGGAAUGGUGCGCCUAUUAAAACCAGGAUGUAGAACAUUACUGCUCAUUACCGAUUUUCAAAGUAGGACUAAACUUAUUCCAUAUUUUCACAAGGCUGUUUGGCCAUACAGAAAAUCCAAGACACUGCUGUUUGGCCACAUGGCAAUUGAAAAAGGAUUGCCGUGGUUUGCCGAAAUCAUUCGUUUAUCUUUGUGUACAAAUCGAAAUCUGCAAGUCAAUCCAAGAAACUGUGUUGGUACUGUGCUGGCAUUAAAUGGUCAUCGAAAAUACUUUUGCAUGUACCAUGCAAAGCAUCCAGAGUCGGUUCGUGGAGCUAAGAGAAUCUUAAAAAUAACAAAUGUUCUUUUGGACACAAUGGAGGAUCCUGAGGUUGGAACUUUUCUUGAAAAAUAUAACUCUGAAGAGUCUGAGGCAGAAGCAAAUAUUCUUUUGGAAGAUAAUUUACUUAAUAGCCUGGAUGAUUGGCUUGUUAGAUUGUUUGAUGGGAGAACACAAAAAUACUAUAUAAACUAUUGGCCGGACUUUUCUACAAAGUGAUAACUAAAAAGUGCUAAUGUAAAAUUAAAAAAUCAAAUUCAAGCAAAUGUAAACCCUUAUAAAUAAUAUGCCCUGUCUAACGUUUGAAUUCUGUUACCUAAUAUUACUGCAAAAUAAAUAAAACUUAAAACA
Molecule: messenger RNA, 2822 nt
Organism: Drosophila elegans
Lineage: Eukaryota; Metazoa; Arthropoda; Insecta; Diptera; Drosophilidae
Gene: l(3)80Fg
Product: dnaJ homolog subfamily C member 16
Exons: 13
Coding region: 360-2690 (776 amino acids)
Source: RefSeq, a predicted model, not a curated record